UCUGGCGCGGGGCGAGGCGAGGCGAGGCAGCGCAGCCUCCAGGCGCUGAGAAUGAAGGUUCUCAUUUAAAAAGCAUCCAGCCUGUUAGCGCCCCAAAGCUGCCCUUUGGGUUUCCAGUGCAUCCUCCCCACACCAAAAAGAGCUAUUCUGUAAGCAUGAAUCAUCCCCAUUCUGGAUACCUUGCAAAUUACAACAGCUUAACAGACAAGCAUCUUGCAGGCUAUUUCAGCAACACCAGGAUAAAACGCCAUCUGAGGAGGUCAGGACUGAUCUCAAGAAGUGGAAAAAUAAUAUCAGACAAGGAAUACCGGUUAAAUGCCAUGAAGAAGGAUCAUCAGAAGUAUAUACGGGAAUGCUUGGCUCAGGCUAUUUUCCACAAAGCUCUAGAUAUGGAACGACAUCACCAGGGUGACGUAAAAAGAAAAGUUGAGACUUCGGCAAAGCGAGAGCGGAUCCAGCGAACCAAGGCGGAACGAGCGAGAAAGGCAGCAGAUGGUUCCCAUCACUUGCUUUCCCCACAUCCACCCACUGUACCAAGAAAUCGCUUUGCGCGGCGCAAAUUGGGUGAGAGAGGACCAUCAAGUCACACGAUUUCUUAUCCUCGACCAAGUACUGCUCCAGGAAACAUACAACAGCCACUCCGACUUCAGCCCCUCUACGGAAAUGUCGUGACUGAAGGUUCAUCAAAGACUGGUUUGAGCUCCAGACCAAAGUUUCUCACCAUUGACAAAGAAUAUCAUUUUACUAGUGAGGGAGACAGAGGGAUGUUAAGGCCUGUGCAUUCAAUGGAUUAUUCAGUUGAAGUAUCCCCAUACAGACUUCCCAUUAUUAACAAUUAUAUGAUACCUAUUCCACAACCACCCAGAAGUGACAAAACUAUCAUCCCCAUGAAACCUGUGGGAAGAGGUCGACGGUUUCGUCCUACAACUUCAUCAAAUGGCCUGGAGCAGUUGCUAAUGAAGGACGCUGGAAAAUUCUGCAAGCCUCAAAUACAUAGCAAUGCAUCUGUUACCAUGGUCUAUUUGGGAAAAACCGUGCACCUUUCAUAUGACCUUUUAGAUUAUCGAGAGGAAAUAAAAAUUUAUCAACAGCAUUGUGGAGGAGAAAACCUAUGUGUGUACCGAGGCAAACUGCUGGAGGGAGAAACGUUUCAGUUCAUCUCCAGGAGGCACCACGGCUUCCCCUUCAGUCUCACCUUUUAUCUCAAUGGAAUUCAGGUGGACCGAUUAAGUUCUUGCUGCGAAUAUAAGCAUCGGAAAGGUACUCGGCUAGGAGGCAAGCAUGGAUACUUUGGUUUCGUCAAUGUGGAAAGAUCAUCUCCUUGCUAUAGAUGUAUCAUUACAAUGGGCCUGGAUAAAAAGCCUACACCUCCAAAAAAGAAGACCCUUGAAGAAAGUGCAAAAUUGGAAGAUUGGAAGAAAGAGGAAGUGACACACAAGCCAAAAGAAGAAAAAAAAGUAUUACCGACCCACUUUCCUUCAGCUUCUGCGUUAAAGAAACGAGCUGCAGAACGAGCUGAAGAAAAGAAAUUGGAGACCAAAAAAAGAGAAAAAGAUAGAGAUGAAUUUGAGGAUACCCAGAAAACUGCUAUUUAUGAAGGAUAUGAGGAAGAUUUUGAAGCUGAUGAAGAGAAACCAGUUGAAAAAGUUGAAAAAAUUGGGAAAGUUGGGAAAGUUGGGAAAGUUGAGAAAGUUGAGAAAGUUGAGAAAAUUGAGAAAGUUGAGAAAGUUGAAAAAGAAGCACGUGCUGAUGAUCAAAUGAGUGAAAAAGGGAAGCUGCUCUCCGAAGGGGAAACAGACCGUUUUGAUCGUGAAAGGAAGAGGAAAGUCUCAUCACAGAAAUCUUCACGGACUUCUGAUAGUGAGCGAGAUGAAAGUGAGGGAUAUUCGGAAAGCUACACAGAGGAAGAGGAGAGAAAACAUGGUAGAAAACAAUUGCUUUCCGUCUCCGGCAGCAGCACAUUAUACAGCAGUGGAACCGAAUCCGAGUUUGAAGGCAGGAAGCGUGAUGAGGAGGAAGACAUUACAGACAUUCAUUCAGAAUGUGAAACAGAAACCACCAAAUCUCAACGGGAAGGAAGUCAGGGAACUGAUGUGGAAGAAGAGGAAAACUUGGGGGAAACAGAAACAGAAAGCUUGAGCACCAAGAAUGUGCCAGAUAUCUUCUAUGAAGAAAAAGUGGAGAUGACCCUUCAGGACAUGAGUCCGGGCCAUGAGAAACCCAAGUUUAUAGGGCUGGUAGACAUGGGGGAGGAGGAAGAGAAGGAUAAGUUAGUGCAUUUGAAAAGCAGUGCUCUAGAAGGAUAUCCGAGCAGGAAGCUUUCUGAAGAUAAGGAAGGUGAUCGUAAAUCGGUCAGAGAGAAAAUAGCUGAGGCUAUUGAAAAAGAUCAGCUUUUGAGUUCUGAACCCGAACCUAGUGAUUACAGUACAGAGGAUGAAGAAGAACAUAUAGCAGCUGCUCAAGGUAAAUUUGAAGUGCCAGAUGGAGUUUCCUUGGCAAAACGAUCAAGACGGACUGAAUCGCAAAAGGCUGCAGAGCAAUUGAAAAAAGAGAGAGAGAUGAUGGGCAAGGAAGGAAUACAUGAGGAAGAAGAGCUUGUAGUUGGCAAGGGCCCCAAAGAAGCAGCUCUAACAGAAGAACUGCUAGCCCCCCAAAGACCAAGUCUUAGAGGAGACCAGGCACUAAAACCUGAACUUGUGGCAGGAAAAAGAGAAUGGGGGAGAGAACCCAUAGAAUCAGAACCGGCCAGUUUAGAAAAAGAAAUAACCCUCAAGGAUGGAAAAAUGGAGAGCAUGGCAAAAGCAGAAGAAAUGGCAAUAGAACAUAAAGCUGCUGACAGAGAGAAGGUUCUAGGGGGGUUUAGAUCAGAAGAGGAAGAAGCUGAAGACGCCCAAAGAGCAGCAAAGAGAGAAGAACAUAUGCGAUGGAGCAUCCCUGAGGGACAAGGGGCAGAAGUGACUGAGGUACCAAAAGCUUUAAAGACAAGAGAAUUAGAAGGAAUUAAGGCAGUGGACAGAGACAUGCUUGAAGCAAAAGAAAAGAUGAAAGGAGAAUAUGAGACAGCUAAAGAUUGGGAGGCAACAUUUGCAGAAAAGAUCAGUAUGGGAGAGGUACCAGAUAAGGUGGCAGAAGCUGAACCCAAAGAAAAGGUAAUUUUUCAAGAAAAAAAAGAUAAAGCAGAGGCCGGAAAAAAAGCUGACCUAAUGGGAAAGGAAAGAAAGGAUGAGGCAUUUUUGAGGAAAGAGGAAGAGGGAAAAUAUGAAUUGAGGCCCAUUUCCCCCAUGGAAGCAAAACUUAGUCCACCACAAUUAAAAAUGGAAGAUGUUCUCUAUGAAGAUGAAAAAACAGCUGCUGCAGAAAAGGCAAUCACUGGUGGAAGAGAGGUUCCAUCUGAGAUUGGAGAAACAGUCCAAGACAUUUCAUCCAGAUGGGAUGAAGAUUUAUACCAAGAAUAUCCAGAUGUGACUGGAAUGAAAGCCAUAUCUACGGAAGAUUUAACCCUCAAGAAAAUAAAGCCUUUGGUGGAAGAGGCCUUCCUCGACCAUGAAAUUGAAAUAACCGAGGAAGACAAGUUAGCAGGCAAACCAUAUUCUGAAAGAGAGAAAGGCAGACAACCAAGAGCAAAAGAUAUUUUGGGAAUUGAGCAAACAGCCCAAGGAGAAAAAGCUGUAGUACAACCUGUAGAAAGAGAAGCUGAAGAAAGAGGAAGACAAGAGAGGCUAAAGUCCAGAAUAGCAGCUCCAGAAGAGAAACUGGACUUGGAGAAAGAAGGGCUUUAUAUUGAACCUGGCUUAGAAUCUAUGGCAGUGCUGAUGGAAGAAUUAGCGAAGAAGGAAAAGGCAAAAGGAGAGAUAUGGGUUGAAGAGGCAAAAGGAGAAAUAAAAGGAUUGUCUCCAAGACAGAAAAUGAUUGAAGAACAACAGAAAGCACUCAGAAGAAAGACAGAAAUUGAAGAGGGAGGACCUGAGAUGGCACUUAAAGAAGAGGCAGAAAUAGAUGGGACAGAAGUUAAAACUAAAGGGAAAGUAGGAAAAGGAGAGGUAGGAAAGAAAAUGGAAUAUCCAUGGGAAGCAGAAGGAGACAUGGCACUUAAAAGGGAGGCAGAAACUGGAGAGGCUAAAAUCAGUGUGGGACUUGAGGGCGAGUUAGAAGUCACAGAGGCAGAAGCUGACAUGACACUUAAAGGGGAGGCAGAAAGAAGACUUACCAAAGCUACAUUGCUACCCAAAGACGGUUUAGAUGCUGAAGAAGCAAAAGCUUACAAAACACUUAAAGGGGAGGCAGAAACUGAACGUGUCAGAGCUAAGAUGGGCCCUAGAGGGGAGUUAUAUCCUGAAGAAGCAGAAGCUGAGAUGAUAUUUGAAAGAGAGGCAGAAACUGGACGUGUCAAAGUUAAGGUGGGACCUAAAGGGGAGUUACAUGCUGAAGAAGCAGAAGCUGAAAUAACACUUAAAACAGAGGCAGAAGUUGGACGUGUCAAAGCUAAGGUGGGACCUAAAGGGGAGUUAUAUGCUGAAGAAGCAAAAGCUGAGAUAACACUUAAAAGAGAAGCAGAGCCUGGAUUUGUCAAAGCUAAGGUCGGGCCUAAAGGGGAAUUAUAUCCUGAAGAAGCAGAAGCUGAGAUGACCCUUGAAAAAGAGGCAGAAAUUGGACGUGUCAAACCUAAGGUGGGACCUAAAGGGGAAUUAUAUGCUGAAGAAGCAGAAGCUGAGAUGAUAUUUGAAAGAGAGGCAGAGCCUGGACGUGUCAAAGCUAAGGUGGGACCUAAAGGAGAGUUAUAUCCUGAAGAAGCAGAAGCUGAGAUGGCACUUGAAAGAGAGGCAGAACCUGGACGUGUCAAAGCUAAGGUGGGACCUAAAGGGGAGUUAUAUCCUGAAGAAGCAGAAGCAGAGAUGGCACUUGAAAGAGAGGCAGAACCUGGACGUGUCAAAGCUAAGGUGGGACCUAAAGGGGAGUUAUAUCCUGAAGAAGCAGAAGCAGAGAUGGCACUUGAAAGAGAGGCAGAACCUGGACGUGUCAAAGCUAAGGUGGGACCUAAAGGGGAGUUAUAUCCUGAAGAAGCAGAAGCUGAGAUGGCACUUGAAAGAGAGGCAGAACCUGGACGUGCCAAAGCUAAGGUGGGACCUAAAGGGGAGUUAUAUGCUGAAGAAGCAGAACAUGAGGUGACGUUUAAAAGGGAGGCAGAGCCCGGACGUGUCAAAGCUAAGGUGGGACCUAAAGGAGAGUUAUAUCCUGAAGAAGCAGAAGCUGAGAUGGCACUUGAAAGAGAGGCAGAACCUGGACGUGUCAAAGCUAAGGUGGGACCUAAAGGGGAGUUAUAUCCUGAAGAAGCAGAAGCUGAGAUGGCACUUGAAAGAGAGGCAGAACCUGGACGUGUCAAAGCUAAGGUGGGACCUAAAGGGGAGUUAUAUCCUGAAGAAGCAGAAGCUGAGAUGGCACUUGAAAGAGAGGCAGAACCUGGACGUGUCAAAGCUAAGGUGGGACCUAAAGGGGAGUUAUAUCCUGAAGAAGCAGAAGCUGAGAUGGCACUUGAAAGAGAGGCAGAACCUGGACGUGUCAAAGCUAAGGUGGGACCUAAAGGGGAGUUAUAUCCUGAAGAAGCAGAAGCUGAGAUGGCACUUGAAAGAGAGGCAGAACCUGAACGUGUCAAAGCUAAGGUGGGACCUAAAGGGGAAUUAUAUGCUGAAGAAGCAGAACCUGAGGUGACGUUUAAAAGGGAGGCAGAGCCCGGACGUGUCAAAGCUAAGGUGGGACCUAAAGGGGAGUUAUAUCCUGAAGAAGCAGAAGCUGAAAUGGCACAUAAAGGGGAGGCAGAAACUGGACGUGUCAAAGCUAAGGUGGAACCUAAAGGAGGAUUAUAUGCUGAAGAAGCAGAAGCUAAGAUGACACUUGAAAGAGAAGCAGAAAUUGGACAUUUCAAAGCUAAGAUGGAACUUGAAGGAGGAUUAUAUGCUGAAGAAGCAGAAGCUGAGAUGAUAUUUGAAAGAGAGGCAGAACCGGGAUCUGUCAAAGAUAAGGUGGGACCUAAAUGGGAUUUAUAUGCUGAAGAAGCAGAACCUGAUAUGACACUUGAAAGAGAGGCAGAACCUGGACGUUUCAAAGCUAAGGUGGGACCUAAAGGAGAGUUAUAUCCUGAAGAAGCAGAAGCUGAGGUGAUGUUUAAAAGGAAAGCAGAACCUGGACAUGUUAAAGCUAAGAUGGUGCCUGAAGGGGAUUUAUAUGCUGAAGAAGCAGAACCUGAUAUGACACUUGAAAGAGAGGCAGAACCUGGACGUGUCAAAGCUAAGGUGGGACCUAAAGGGGAGUUAUAUGCUGAAGAAGCAGAAGCUGAGUUGAUGUUUAAAAGGGAAGCAGAACCUGGUCGUGUCAGAGCUAAGGUGGUGCCUGAAGGGGAGUUAUAUGCUGAAGAAGCAGAACCUAAGGUGACGUUUAAAAGGGAAGCAGAACCUGGUCGUGUCAAAGCUAAGGUGGUGCCUGAAGGGGAGUUAUAUGCUGAAGAAGUAGAAGCUGAGCUGACGUUUAAAAGAGAGGCAGAAACUGCACAUGUCAAAGCUAAGGUGGAACCUAUAGGGGAGUUAUAUGCUGUAGAAGCAGAAGCUGAGGUGACAUUUAAAAGGGAAGCAGAAACUGGACGUGUCCAAGCUAAGGUGGUACCUAAAGGAGAUUUAUAUGCUGAAGAAGCAGAAGCUGAGAUGACACUUGAAAGAGAAGCAGAAAUUGGAUUGAUUAAAGCUAGGGUGGUACCUAGAGGGGAGUUAUAUGCUGAAGAAGCAGAAGCUGAGGUGACAAUUACAUGGCAAGCAGAGACCGGGCAAGUUAAAGCUAAGGUGGGACCUAAAGGGGAGUUAGAUGCUGAAGCAGCAGAAGCUGAGUUGACAGUUGCAUGGAAAGCAGAAACUCGACAGGUCAAAGCUAAAGUGGCACCUAAAGAGGAGUUAUAUGUUGAAGAAGCAGAAGCUGAAAUGAUACUUAAAAAAGAGGCAGAACCUGAACAACUGGACAAGGUGGUAACUGAAGGGUGGUUAGAUGUUGGAGAAGCAGAAGCUGAGGUGACAGCUAAGGAAAAAGCAGAAACUAUAGAGGCAGAAUCUGAUAAGAUAGCUGAAAGGGAAUUAGAAGUCGAAGUGGCCGAACUUGAGGGGACACUUAAAAAGGGGACAGAAGGCAAGGUUGCCUUGAAGUGGAAGCCAGAAACUGGAGAGGUAGAGGCUGAGAUGAUAUCUAAAGGGGAAUUAGAAGUUGAAGAAGCAGAAGCUGAGUUGACAUUUAAAGAAAAGGCAAUAGAGAAAGCACUUAAACAGAAGGCAGUAAUUAUAGAGGAAGGGGCUGAUGUGAUACCUAAAGAGGAAUUAGAAGUCAAAGAGGCAGAAGCUGAGGGGACACUCAAAAGGAAGGCAGAAACUGGACUGGCCAAAACUAAGAUGGUGCCUAAAGGGGAGUUAGGUCCUGAAGAAGCAGAAGCCGAGAUGACACUUAAGAGGGAAGGAAAAACUAUAGAAGCAGAGUCUGAAAUGAUAGCUGGAAAGGACUUAGAAGCAGAAGAGGCAGAAGCUGAGGGGAUACUUAAAAAGAAGGCAGAAGGCAAGAUAGCCUUGGAACAGAAGGCAAAAACUGUAAAGCCAGAGACUGAGGUAGCAUUUGAAGAGGAGGCAGGAGUUGAAGUUGUACCAAAAGAACAGGAAGCAGAAACAGAAGAUUCAGAAGCAAAGGGAGAACUACUUUCUGUGGUCAUAGGAUCUCUAAAUGAAACCACCUUUGGAGAGCAAGGAUUAGUAACCAGGAGAGAAGAAAUUAUAGCAGAAAUAAAACAUACUUCUGAAUCAGCCCCACAAAAAGAAGCAUUUGUUGGAGGAGAUAUGAAAAAGCAGGAAAUGAAAAAAGAACCUGGUCUCCAAACUGGAGUAUCUGACGAAGCUGAAACAAGGGAAACAUUUCUUUACAUGGAAGUACAGGAGGAAGUCAUAGCUCCUGAAGAAGAGAAGGAACAGGAUGAAUCAGACACAGGAGAAGAGAUGAGAGAAGGAAUGAUAACACUUGCAGAUGUAGAAGAAGCUCUCUUAAUAGGGAUACAGCAGCUGAUAACAGAAGUAUCACAGAUCAAUGAAAAAGAAAAAGAUAAAGAAGAACCUUUGAUGGAAAGAUCAGCAGAAGAAGAAUCAAUUCAGGAGUGUCCCACGAGUGAAGAUUUUUUUGCUGUUGUAGUAGAAGAAGAAAGGGAGACCAUUGAGAGCAGUAACAGUGAAGGAGAAGGAACAGGAGAGCCUUCGGAAGAAGGAACAGGAGAGCCUUCGGAAGAAGGAACAAGGGAGCCUUCGGAAGAAGGAAUAGGGGAGCCUUCGGAAGAAGGAACAGGGGAGCCUUCGGAAGAAGGAACAGGAGAGCCUUCGGAAGAAGGAACUGGAGAACCUUCGGAAGAAGAAACAGGGGAGCCUUCAGAAGAAGGAACAGGGGAGCCUUCAGAAGAAGGAACAGGGGAGCCUUUCGAAGGAACAGGGGAACCUUCAGAAGAAACCCCUUCAGAUGAAAAAGAUGGAAAUAUAAACUGCGAAAUGGGAUUGGAGGAGACUACAGAUGAAACCAUCACAAUGACAAAUACCAUUCUUUGGAGCUCCCAGGAGUAUGAAAGAAAGUGUCACCAAGAUCCUACUGGAUCUGACUGAGAAGACAGACACCUAGAUUGAAGAAUGCUUUGGGGUUGGAACUUCCCAUCUCAUCAUUGCUGCCUCAAGACUUGGUGGAAACACAGACUUAUUCAAGCAUCUUCUUCUAUUCUUUUGAUGCUUGCCAUCCAUCUUUCCAUUGUUGUUCUGAUUACCAUGAUCAUUUAGUAACUUUUUUCAAGGAAAUCAUUCUAGAUCGGUGCCACCUGGGGUAACUGCCCUCUUUGAUUCCUUCACACAUAUCUGCCACUAUGCACCAGGACUGCUCCAGACAAAUGAAAUCCUAGCUAGCCUAUUUCAUUAAUAGCAUUCCUUUAUAAUUCUGAAAAUAAUAAUGAUGAGGCCUGUAUAACAGCUGCCACACAUUUCUUUUAAAAACAAAACAGAAAUAUUAUGUAAUGGGAACUUUCCCAAAAUCAACCAGCUAAUUCUGCUGCACAGUAAGAGUCACUUGAAGUCUUUAUGUAGAACAAUAAAACACCUGCAAACAGA
Molecule: messenger RNA, 9152 nt
Organism: Pantherophis guttatus
Lineage: Eukaryota; Metazoa; Chordata; Lepidosauria; Squamata; Colubridae
Gene: ERICH3
Product: glutamate rich 3
Source: RefSeq, a predicted model, not a curated record